GUGUGUGUGUGUGAGGGAGUGAGUGAGGGAGUGAGUGGAGAAGUUGUGGUGUGUCACGUAUUGAAAGGUGCAGCACUAUGGAAGACAAUGGCAGCUUCUCGCAGAGCAACGCGAGCGACCCGGACCCGGAGCCGCAGGUCGCCAACGCCACGGCUCCGCACAUGGUUUGGAACAGGACGAAACACCCGCUGCUCGGUCCCUUCGGGAGGCUGCAGGGCGGCGGCGAGCAAACCUACCGGGACUUCACCACCUCGGUCCAGAUCCUCAUCUUCGUAGGAUCCGUCCUGGGAAAUGUUAUGGUCUUGUGGUCAACAUGCCGCACAUCAGUGUUCAAAUCUGUUACAAAUCGUUUCAUCAAAAACCUGGCCUGUGCUGGAAUCUGCGCCAGUGUUGUCUGCGUGCCUUUUGAUAUCGUGCUGAGUGCCAGCCCACAUUGUUGCUGGUGGAUCUACACUCUGGUCUUCUGUAAAGUGAUGAAAUUCCUACACAAAGUGUUCUGCUCUGUCACUGUUCUCAGCUUUACCGUCAUUGCAUUGGACAGGUAUUAUUCUGUUUUGUAUCCUUUGGAGAGGAAGAUCUCAGAUACAAAAUCCAGGGAUCUGGUAAUCUACAUCUGGAUUCAUGCGGUUAUAGCAAGUGUUCCAGUUUUUGCAGUAACUAAUGUGACAGAUAUCUACGCCAUGUCUACUUGCACUGGCUCACGGAGCUACUCAGUUGGGCAUUUGGUUUACGUCAUCAUAUAUAAUAUCACAACUAUAAUCCUGCCCGUUGCUGUGGUGUUCUUGUUAAUGAUUCUGAUCCGCAGAGCUCUCAGCGCGAGUCAGAAGAAGAAAGUGAUUAUAGCAGCAUUACGUACUCCACAGAACAUAAUUUCCAUCCCGUAUGUUUCCCAACGGGAGGCUGAACUGCAUGCCAUGCUACUGUCUAUGGUGCUGAUCUUCAUUGUUUGCAGUGUUCCUUAUAUGAUCUAUGUGAUUUACAGAACCAUUCUCAAUAUCACUGACAUCUCUGCCUCUCUAAUGCUGACUGCAAUCUGGUUGCCCAAAAUUUCCCUGCUUGCCAACCCGUUGCUUUAUCUGACCAUCAACAAAUCUGUUUGGAAAUGUUUAGUGGGGACCGUUGUGCAGCUCCAUCGCAGGUACAGUAGAAGAAACAUUGUAAAUUCCAAUGCUCUCGCCACACUUGAACCCGCCAUACGGUCGGGUAGUCAGUUACUAGAAAUGUUCCACAUUGGGCAGCAGCAGAUUUUCAAACCCACUGAGGAUGAUGAUGAUAAUGAAAUCAAAUCUUUUGGAUCUAAUGAGUGCAAGCAUAAAGAAAUAGCCACCACCAGCUUGGAAGUGGAACAAACUUUACUACAAACAUUUACCCCGCAGAAUAACCUUGACUCAACUACAGUGGUGGUGGCAGCAGCAGCAGUUGCAACAACACCAACAACAGCAGGACCUGAUUCAGAUACAAUCUCAGACAAGUAUGCAAUGCAGUUUGGGUUUGGCCCAUUUGAGCUGCCUCCACAAUGGCUCUCUGACACGCGGAAUAGUAAGAAAAGGCUCUUGCCUCCCUUAGGCAACACACCAGAAGAACUGAUUCAGACCACUGAAAGACAGACCAAAUGCAAAGCAGAGAGAAAGAUCAGUAGGAACAAUAAAGUAAGCAUAUUUCCUAAAGUGGAUCCCUAGCCCACCUUGUGUGAUAGCACAGACUGACUUAUAGCAAACAUGAUCCCAUGGAUCCUUAUUUCAUACAGCAAAAUAUUGCUGCAUAUAGAAUAUUAUGGACGCCAGACUCUAUAAAACUGAAAUAUGAUCUUCAAAGCAGGAUUCUGCUUCAAAAUAAAUUAUAGAUUUGCUGGUACUUAUGAUCAAGCAGAGUUCAGAUGAAAGAAAUUGCCACUUGUACAUUCAGCUGUAUCUGAUUAAGGAAAACUCUUGUAGCUAUGUCCUUCAGAGGUAUGUGCACCAUUCAUAUUUUGAAUUGAACAAAUAAAGAGGGUACUUCGAUUUUAAACUGUUACAUUUCAAUAGUGAACAGACUUGACAACUGUUUUGAAAAUUAUUUGUUUUCUUAAAUAAUUUAGA
This is a messenger RNA of Callorhinchus milii (elephant shark), 2078 nucleotides long. It is a transcript of the gene gpr176, whose product is annotated as G protein-coupled receptor 176. Gene Ontology annotation, biological process: G protein-coupled receptor signaling pathway. Gene Ontology annotation, molecular function: G protein-coupled receptor activity. The coding region runs from base 78 to 1679 and encodes 533 amino acids. NCBI's taxonomy places the organism in Eukaryota, Metazoa, Chordata, Chondrichthyes, Chimaeriformes, Callorhinchidae. The record is from RefSeq and is a predicted model, not a curated record. The transcript has 3 exons. Gene Ontology annotation, cellular component: plasma membrane.